Molecule: messenger RNA, 1308 nt
Organism: Dermacentor albipictus
Lineage: Eukaryota; Metazoa; Arthropoda; Arachnida; Ixodida; Ixodidae
Product: tyrosyl-DNA phosphodiesterase 2-like
Biological process (GO): double-strand break repair
Cellular component (GO): PML body; cytoplasm
Molecular function (GO): single-stranded DNA binding; 5'-tyrosyl-DNA phosphodiesterase activity
Source: RefSeq, a predicted model, not a curated record
UAUCUCUCACAAAUCCAGGCCAAUAGCAACAAUGACACAGUCAGCCCGCUUCAACUAGCUGUGAUGAAUCAUGACAUGAAGCAUCUAGCUUUUGCGGAAAAUUCACCUCGUCGUUUAAAGCAGGCACACCCAUUUCCAGCUUCAAGUCUCUGAAGUUUGGGCUCCGUGGAAGCGUUUCGAACGCUACAGCGGCCAUGUUUGGUGAAAUUGCGGCCACCAGCGGAAGCGACCGACCGAAGACGGUUGAUGGUACACCGGGCACCCCAGUCUCCCUGAAGUUCAUCACGUGGGACACAAACGGUCUCGACCGAAGCAACCUGCGGCCGCGUAGUGAAGCCGUCUGCUCGACAAUCCGAGCCGCCGACCCGGACGUGGUCUUCCUCCAGGAAGUGGUGCUUGAAAGUUAUGCAGUCAUAUGGCCGGCCUUUCGAAAAGACUACAGGUGCGUCCGAGGACACUACUGGAGCAACUCUACGGUAACCAUGCUGAAGAAAGCCACCACAGAAUUCAAGACGUGCCACAUGCGACAGCUGAAACAGGGCCGGGUGCUGCGGGAGGUGGCGACGAUCGAGGCAUCGUUCGCGGGCCUCCCGAUCACGCUGAUCAACGCGGCGCUAGAAUCCGAUCACGACAAGCCGAAGCUGCGUAAGAAGCAACUCUCCAGCUGUUUUAAGAAGUGUCUGAGGCAUCCCGCUAACAGGACGGUCAUCUUCGGCGGAAACCUCGGCCUGCGCGGACAUGAGCUCAGUGACGUGGGUGGACGCCCGCGCUCCCUGGUGGACGUCUGGGAACACUGUGGCAGGCGGCGGGAAGUCCGCUACACGUGGGAAAUGAUGGUGAAUGACAACAAUUCCUUUGACUUUAGUAAGAAGCCUCAGUACCGCCCCGACAGGGUCUACUUGAAGGCUUCUAAGCCUGCCACCAUGACGCCUGCGUCGUUCGAUCUGAUCGGUAUGGAAAGGCUAAGCCCACUAGGUUGCUUUCCCAGUGACCACUGGGGUCUGGUGUGCCGUUUUAACGUUUUCUAGGCUGUGGCGUGGCCCGUAGUAGCGUUUAACACAUCCAAGGACAAAAUCACACGGUGCACAUUUUAUUUUUAACCAUCAUGACUAAAUCCAGCAACGAAGUCUGUACUGCACAUAAGUCAAGCUAUGUGUGUGAAAUAUUUAUUGUACGUUUUGACUUCUUGGCGAUGAGUGAAUAAGUUCCUGUUCGCAGUCAUUGGUUUUGAGACAGCGCAGCAACUUCUUUUCCUGAGCUCAAUCACGCAGCAAUGCAAUGAAAUACAAUUUAUCCUUACGCAUCUGA